AUGAAAAUCGAUGGUUCUUCUCCGCCCACCGUCUCUGUGACAACAUCGAAUUUCUUCAUCCGAUGUUUCAGCACCAAGAAGGAAGAAGGGUUGUCUACUAACCAAAUAUUCAACAUGUCUAUUUUAUUUGGAAAACAUGAUGAGCUGAGGAGAAGAAAAGAGCUCAACCGAAGAAGCAGCCAUAAGAUAAAGCUCAAUAUUUCUAAGAACAAAGCAAAACUGAUCAUGAGGUUUCAGGCAGUCAACCUUCUAUUGGCGGCAAUACUUCUCUUCCUAUCAUUUAAGGCAUACACUACUGUUAAAUUUGCAGAUGCAUGUCUUCAGACAUUGAAAGGAGAGUUCGAAAUCAUUCAUGUGCAUAUGUUGAUUCACAGGUGA
Vicia faba (fava bean) is the source of this 378-nucleotide messenger RNA. NCBI's taxonomy places the organism in Eukaryota, Viridiplantae, Streptophyta, Magnoliopsida, Fabales, Fabaceae. The record is from the annotation of a GenBank genome assembly.